Molecule: messenger RNA, 1426 nt
Organism: Hevea brasiliensis (rubber tree)
Lineage: Eukaryota; Viridiplantae; Streptophyta; Magnoliopsida; Malpighiales; Euphorbiaceae
Product: protein CHUP1, chloroplastic
Exons: 2
Coding region: 108-965 (285 amino acids)
Biological process (GO): chloroplast organization
Cellular component (GO): chloroplast outer membrane
Source: RefSeq, a predicted model, not a curated record
CUCUCUCUCUCUCUCUCUCUCUCUCUCUCUCUCUCUUCUUUCUGUUACAGAACAAGAAGUUGAAUGAUACUGAUAUAAUAAGGAAUCUAGUAAAAGAAAUUGAACAGAUGCAAGUAACACUUGACAGGAAAUUGUUUGAGCUUUAUAGUCUAAAAGAACAGCAAUCUUACAUUGCCCAGUUGCGAAAAAACUUGGAGGAGAAGAUGAAGGAGAUGGACAUGCUUAAUAUCACCUUUAAUUCUUUGUAUAAUAAGAUUAAUCAUCUGCAGAAAGAAAUAAAAGAGGAAGUCUCGGCGGAAAAGCAAGUAAAGGUGGCAAAAGAGAUGAUAGAGAAAAUUGAGAGGAAAAUGAAUGCCAAUGAAAGCCAUUUGAAGGUCCAAUUGAUGAUGCUUCAAGAAAAAGUUUCUGGAUUUCAAAGAGAUGAAUUCUCUUACAGAGAUACAGCGAUUGUGGAGAGAAUGAAAGCUCUCAAAGAUGUUGAAUUAGAAUAUUAUGAGAUGAGGAGGAAAAAUAAAGAACUUGAGUUGGAAAAGAGGGAACUGGCAGUUAAGUUAGUUACUGCUCAAGCAAGAAAAACUUCCCUCUCCAACUUGACAGAGAGCAAAAGUAUUACCAAGAUUGAGGAGGAAGUAACUACUUUGAAACUUCACAAUGAGUACCUUUGGAAUCAAGUAGAGAGAUUGCAGAAGAACAGAUUCAGCAUGGUAGAAGAGCUAGUAUACCAACGCUGGCUGAACACUUGCUUGAGAUAUGAAAUCCAAAACUAUGGAAGGAGCCCUUCAAAAUGGGACCUUAUUAGCAAAAACCCAAACCAAAAACCCCAUGAGAAAUCCAAACAACUUCUGUUGGAUGACAGCAAUUCCUCGCACCACUCGUCAACUGAGAGUGAUAAAAAUGACAGUACUAGUACUACUGAAAGCUCUUCAAGUAGCCAGAGAAAGUAUAAGGAGAGUUUCGUUUACUGACUCUGCUACAACUGUUAUCUCAAAAUUUCAAGCGUUGCCAGAUUUAGCUAAAAUUUCUAGCCACAGGGUCUCCAGCUCUGGAUCAGAAUUGGCCAAAGAGGAUGUACAAGAGUUCUCACUGCCAGAAACAUCUGUUGUAAAGACUAGCAGUUUAAUUGAUGCUAAUGAGCAGCAGCCUCUCGGGAAGACCAAAUUAGACAACAGGAAAAAAAAUGCAUACACAGAGAAGGAUAAGCAACAUUCCAGGAUUCCUGAUAUACUUACUACUGAAAAUAAGGUUGAUAAUGAUGUCCACGUUAUAGUUGUUUUCUUCAUAUUUGGAUUCAUAUUAGUUGCUUGUUUUCUGCUCCUUGCUGCUGGGGUUCACCAACAUCCACUUCUGUAUCCGAUUCGUUGAUCGAGGAUUGUAACAACUACAGUGGUAUACGUUGAUCAAAAUAAAAAAUUUCUAAAGUUAUGAA